Geodia barretti is the source of this 1937-nucleotide messenger RNA. The record is from the annotation of a GenBank genome assembly. Lineage: Eukaryota; Metazoa; Porifera; Demospongiae; Tetractinellida; Geodiidae.
AAGCAGGACGGGGAUCGCACUUGACUUGGUCGUUACAUGGGAGCUAGCAGCUCCUCGGAGCGAGAGGAGGGAGAGUCCUCUGGGCAAGGCGUGUUGGACAUUCUCCAGCAGUUGACUGGGGACCUCGGCGACCGCGUAGAGAUGUCCCUUGCGGAGGAUGAGGUCGGUGGAGCUGGUAGCAGUAGCCAGAGAGCGGCUGCAGAAGAAAGGACGAGUAAUGGCGCUGGGGGUGAUAAUGACAGGGGUCAGGGGGAGACAGGGGGGAGAGGGGAGCAGGGCGAGGAGAGUGGGGAUGAGGAAAUGGAGUCGGAGACUGUGCAGCUGCUGGCGAGAUUGUUUGGAACAAGAUUGAACCGUAAGAAGGUGUGCAGAGUACCUGUUUAUGUCUGCAAUGUGUAUGGAGAGGAAGAGAACCACUAUUCACUGGACCUCAGAACAGACACGUUCGAUCGAUUCUGCGUCUUCUCCCUGUGGUUCUCCAGCGACGACAAGGAACUCAUUACUGCGUGCAGUGAUGAUUACCUCUACAUCUACAAUAGUGAAAUCUGCGAUUGUGAGGUGGGAGGAGCAGGCCGAUGCCGUUGAUCCCUGGAAGUAGACAAUGAAUUCUGCAGGGACCAGGAGGUUUUAGCCUCAAGGAUGUGCCAGACUUUGUCGAUUUCAUCCAUUACUGCUGAAGGAGCUAUAAUAGUAUGCCACCACAAAAGAUGGGGGCCUCUCUGACGAAGUGAGCUCUUGACUGUGGUGGAGCUCCACAUGUGGUUGGGGAGGAGGGCACAGAUUGCCUUGUGAACAACGGGGGCUGUGCACCUUCUCUGGGUACCCCACACAAUACGAAAUGGAUGGUUGUUGUUCUGCGUGGGGCGGGGAGCUAGGGUAUUGUCGGAGACUGUGGAGAGUGGGUGGGAGGGGAGACUGUCUUGAGGGGGGCGUGUAUGAGGCAUACUGAGCGAGUUGAUUAGAGGAUGUCCAGAUGAUGAAUGCUGGGGCAGGGGGGUGGUUCUCGGGUGAGUAAUGGGGUAAUUGACCGCAAUGACUGGGGAUGUACUACCACCAGCAGAGGUGAAGUGGCCAUACUGUGGAGCAGAAGGGGUUGGCCUGCAGGUGGAAGCGGUGGUCAGGGUUAGAGGGGACUUCAGCAAGGAGGUUGGGCAUUGAUGUGUCUGGGAGGUCGUGGAAAGGGCUGGCGUCUGUAGAUAAUGUGACUCCCAGAGGAGGUGGUUGAUGGGGACGUGGGGAAGAAUAGCUUGGGGUGAGGGUUGCAUCCAAUGACAAAGGAUCCGCCGUAUAGGAUGCGCUGCAGGCGUCGGGCGGAGAGGAAGAGGAGAUACGAGCUUUCCUGUGAGCUGCCACCUGUCUGAGAGUAAUCCUGAGUCAGUUUGGGGGAGGAAGAGGUCAUAGUAUAGGGAGCAGCGGAAGGAUUGUUUGGUUGGGGAGGAGCAGGAAAGGCAGUGGUAUUGAUAUUGGGCACUGGCGAAAUAGAGAUUGGGAGCUGAAGGUUGCCUACCGAGAUUGUAUCUGAACUCGCUGUACCCUCAGGAGGGGAGGGCAGUGGGGGGAGUGAUCGCUCAUGCUGCAUUGGCACCAGUGAAGUAGGGUUGUCUAGACAGAAGGGAGAAGUCUGGGGAUUUGUAGAUGGCACAGACACAGACACAGAGCCAUAUGGAGAUCGUGCAGCUGGAAGGAUAGGUGAUGGAUGGCUGCUAGAGACGCUGGGGUGAGUAGGGGGGUCGGAGACCGUUGAGGUGGACCCUAGUGCAGAUGAGGGUGGUGAUGGUAGUAUGUGCCUAGGAAUACAAACUGUCAUGCUCUUGGUCGGGUCGGAACCUUUCUUCCUUCUGGAGGGAACUGCACGGCAAACGUGGCAGGAAAACUGGGAGUGUUCAGCUGUGCGCUGGGUAAGACGGGCGCACUGGACAUGAGACCAGAGACCACAC